Molecule: messenger RNA, 876 nt
Organism: Trichechus manatus latirostris (Florida manatee)
Lineage: Eukaryota; Metazoa; Chordata; Mammalia; Sirenia; Trichechidae
Gene: MRPL58
Product: mitochondrial ribosomal protein L58
Exons: 6
Coding region: 5-625 (206 amino acids)
Biological process (GO): mitochondrial translational termination
Cellular component (GO): mitochondrial large ribosomal subunit
Molecular function (GO): peptidyl-tRNA hydrolase activity; translation release factor activity, codon nonspecific
Source: RefSeq, a predicted model, not a curated record
GGACAUGGCGGCCGCUUGGUGCCUUCGCUGGGGCGUGAGCCGAGCCGGAGCCUGGCUGCUCCCGCCGCCUGCGUGCUGUCCCCGCCGGACUCUGCACAAGCAGGUAGACGGCGCCGAGUUCCAGAGCAUCUACAGCCUGGACAAGCUCUACCCCGAAUCUAACGGGCCGGACACCGCCUGGAAGGUCCCGGAUGAUGCAAAGCAAGCCAACAACGACAUUCCUAUAGAUCGCUUGACAAUAUCUUACUGUCGGAGUAGUGGUCCUGGGGGGCAGAAUGUUAAUAAAGUGAAUUCCAAGGCUGAAGUCAGGUUCCAUUUGGCCACCGCCGACUGGAUUGCAGAACCCGUGCGGCAGAAGAUUGCCAUCACGCAUAAAAAUAAGAUCAACAGGGCAGGAGAGUUGAUACUCACCUCUGAAUGUAGCCGCUAUCAGUUCCGGAAUCUGGCCGCUUGCCUACAGAAAAUUCGAGACAUGAUCACUGAGGCCAGCCAGACCCCGAAAGUGCCAUCUAAAGAAGAUGCAGUGCUUCGGAGGAUCAGGACAGAAAACAUGAAUCGGGAAAGGCUGCGACAAAAAAGAAUAAAUUCUGCCAUCAAGACAAGCCGAAGGGUAGACAUGGACUGAGAUUACCCCUGCAGCCGGCAAAGACCACUCUGCAAGGUGUCCGGGCAGCUGCAGCUAAGAGUCCUUUAAUACCGUAAAGAGAUUUCUUUCUUUUUUGUUAAUAGUUGUCUAUAAUAUUAGAGCCACCACGAGAAUGUUCAUUUGGAAUGAAGUUGCAGGCAAUGGUUGUUUAGGUCUUUGUUGACAAUCAUCAUGUUGUCAAACCUUAAUUAUCCAUUUAAUGUAUUAGCUGCAAUAAACUUUUAAACUUU